This is a messenger RNA of Mya arenaria, 1242 nucleotides long. RefSeq names its product acetylcholine receptor subunit beta-like. The record is from RefSeq and is a predicted model, not a curated record. Gene Ontology annotation, molecular function: transmembrane signaling receptor activity; extracellular ligand-gated monoatomic ion channel activity; neurotransmitter receptor activity. Bases 1 to 1242 code for a protein of 413 amino acids. The transcript is spliced from 4 exons. Lineage: Eukaryota; Metazoa; Mollusca; Bivalvia; Myida; Myidae. Gene Ontology annotation, cellular component: membrane; synapse; neuron projection. Gene Ontology annotation, biological process: regulation of membrane potential; chemical synaptic transmission; monoatomic ion transmembrane transport.
AUGGCUGAUAUUGUUAUUAUACUGGUUAUUCUUAGCGCAACUUUGGUCACAAUAUUUGCCCAGAAUGGUACAGAUGUCAAGGAUUUGUUGACGAAACUCUUUUCUACCGAUGGCUACAACAAGAAGAUCCGCCCCAUUCAGAACCAGUCACUCUCCGUCUCUAUUUCGACGGAUCUUAUAAUGAACACCAUCAUCGAGUUUGACGAACAGAACGAAGCUUUGAAGACAGCCGGAUACCUGUACCUAUAUUGGACGGACGAGUACCUAUCAUGGACCCCCUCAGACUACGGAGAUGUUUAUCAACUAUUUGUGCCUCAAGACGACAUAUGGAAACCGGAUAUCUCUCUUGCCAAUACUUACACGUCUUUCACGGGGCUUGGUUCGUCUUUCCUGAACGUCCGACUCUACUAUGAUGGUACGGUUCUUUGGAAACCAUAUCAGGUCUUGGAAUCAACCUGUUCAGUGGUCAUAACGAAUUUUCCAUUUGACACCCAAAGCUGUGACCUUAAAUUUACUGCCUGGAGUUAUGCAAAAGAGGAAGUGGAGCUCAACCUAGGGGCAAAUGGAAUCUAUUUCAAGGACCUUGCUCCAAAUAAUCAAUGGGACAUUGUUAAUUCAGCUAGCAAUGAAAUUAAUAGCGACGAAUCUGCUGUGACCUUCACCUUAAAAUUAAAGCGUAAACCAGGCUUCUACAUCUUGAACAUUGUUGCACCAGUUGUUUUGUUGUCAUUGCUGAAUGCUUUUACCUUCGUUCUACCAGUUGCAUCGGGUGAAAGGGCCGGUUACUCCGUAACUGUAUUUCUAUCGCUUGCGGUGUUUUUGACCAUUGUUGCUUCAGAAAUGCCGAAGAAUUCAGAGCACACGUCGAUCUUUUCAGUAUAUUUGAUGACGAUGACAACGUGUAGCACCCUGAUCGUGAUGCUUACACUCGUUGAAGUACGUCUCUCCAUCCGAACCAUUCCCGAUCAACCAAUAAACAAGUUCUUCCAAUUGCUGUACAAGCUUGCAAUGGUCCUUCGGUGCGAGGGUUGCAAGACUCGUGAAAAAGUCGUUCCAAAACAGGAAAAUAACGAAAUGUCAAAUGACGAGCCUGAAGCUGAUAAAGUUGUGAAUGAAUUUACGACCAACUGGCCUGAUUUGGUCGAUGCUUUAGAUUUUUUAUUGUUUUGGGGUUUCGUAACUGUCACAUUCAUUGUCACAAUGACAUGUAUGCUUGCAGCCUGGUCAGCUGGACAGGAGUGA